CGGGUACAAGAUUUCGUAUACAGUUUAUACUAUAACCUAAACAAAUUUUUUAUAAGCAAGAAUUUUUUAAUCCAAAAUGUUUAAAGAAAUGUACUUUGCUUACCUUGUAUCUAUUUCACACACACACAUAUAUAUAUAUAUAAUUAAUAAAAAUACGAGAACCCUAUUAUUAAACCAUUUAAAAUAUGUAAAUAAUGCAUAAGUUUCAGUUGAAAUCACAAUUGGUGGUUUGUAUAUAUAUUUUCAUGAAAAUAACUGCAAACCAAUCAUUGAAAAUCACGAUAUAAGAUAAAGAUCUCACGGUGUUUAGCAAUUCUCAGGUUAUCAGUGUGAGACAAUUAUUUGAUCGUAUAGUAAAUUCUGAAAGCUGGAAUGAAUGUGUUGUUUAUAUCAGAGCAGUAAAUAAUAUAUAUAACAAUAUAAAUAUAAAUAUUGCAAAAAGUUGCGUAGGAUAUCGACCUAUUCAAAAUACUUGAGUACAAUGAAUGAAUAAAUUAUUAAUAUUAACAUUCAUCAAUGAUCAAAUACAAAAUAAUCCCUCUGGAAAACAUAAAUUGUAUUUCCAUAAAAGGGGAAAACACAUGAAUCCAUUCUUUUUUAAAAGUACUGAAUGGAAGACAAAAUUUCAACAUAGAGAUCGACAAACUGUAGAAAGUGGGUAUCAAGAAAUAGAUUGUCACAUUAAUGGCGAUUAUUCAAUUGGAUGUCGUAAAGAAGGAGAUGAAGUAUAUAUACCAUUUUCAUUUAUUCACAAGUAUUUUGAGAUUUAUGGGAAGUUGGCAACCUAUGAUGGUUUAGAAAGGUUUGAAUGGUUGCACAGUUAUUCAAAAAUUGUUAAUCCUAAGGGAAAAUACGAUCCAAGAGGAGUAUUUAUGACCUUUGAAAAUUAUAAUGUUGAAGUAAGAGAACGUGUUAAAUGCAUCAGUGGAAAUGAUGGUGUACCAAUAUCAACUCAAUGGGAAAGCCAAGGAUAUUAUUAUCCAACGCAAAUUGCUCAGUUUGGAUUAUCUCAUUAUAGCAAAAAUUUAACAGAACCAGAACCACGUAGAAAGAUUAUCGAAGAUUCAGAUAAAACUAAACGGGAAUGGACUAUACCUCAGGGAUCCAUUUUAUCUAGGGUAUUUGAUAAGCAUGCUAAUAGUCAUGUGAUGAAAUUUGCUACACCAGAAACUAGCACUUCUGGAAUUACUCUGAAAUUAGAUCAUGUUUUGGACUUCGUAUUAAAAUGGGAUUUUAAUAUUAAAGAAAAUGGUAGUAUCAUGGUUACAUUACAAUCUAGAGAAAGAAAGGAAAUAUAUUAUCUCCAUUAUAUUACUAGCAAUACAGUACUUCAGACUUACAAUAACCAUGUAUACUAUGGAAUUGGUCAAAUUAGCCAUCAGUGGAGACGAUAUACCAGAGAUUUAGUAAUUGAUCUACAAAAAGGUUUAUACUUAAAUGACAAAAAUAAGAAAAAAUUGUCUCGUUCAAAAUUAAAGAUGAUCAAAAUAACUUUGUAUGGAGCUGGAAUGAUUGAUAAUAUAACAUUGUCCACAAGUGAACAUAUGGAACAAUUUUAUGAUGCGGCAAGGUGGUUUGUAGCUAACCAGAAUAUUAGUUCUGGUGGAUGGUCGAAUCCUGUUAGAAGAAAAGUAGCGCCUGGAAUGGCUACUCUUGAACCUGGAUGGUACUCAAGUAUGGGUCAAGGACAUGCUAUUUCCGUAUUAGCACGAGCAUAUUAUCAUUCCAAUGAAGAAAAAUAUCUACAAGCUGCUAUUAGAGGUUUACAACCUUUUAGAUUAUCCUCUAACAAAGGAGGAGUAGCUGCUGUAUUUUUAGAUAAAUAUGUAUGGUAUGAAGAAUAUCCUACCACACCUUCUUCUUUUGUAUUAAACGGGUUUAUUUAUUCUCUUAUUGGUUUGUACGACUUAAAGAGUAUAGUGACAGGCAAGGAUGCGGAAGAAGCAUCUCGCCUUUUUAGUCAGGGUAUGAUUUCGCUAAAAAAUAUAUUAACCUUGUACGAUACAGGCUCUGGUACUACAUAUGAUUUACGACAUUUUACAUUAAAGACAGCUCCAAAUUUAGCUAGGUGGGAUUAUCAUUCUACUCAUAUCAAUCAGCUUCUCCUCCUGAACUCAAUUGAUAAUGAUUCUAUAUUUACUACUACAGCAGAAAGAUGGAUAGGUUACAUGAAUGGUAAGAGAGCAGCGCACAAUUAAUUUUUUACCUUCAACGUUUGACUGACUUUUGUACUUGUACUUAAUUUUUUAUUCAUUAAUUUUGUAAUCUCAAUCUUCCUUCCCCAUUUUUGUAUCGUGCAUUUUGUAAAUAACUCCAAAUAGUCAUGGAAUAAAGCGGACCAAAAUAUAUUAA
This is a messenger RNA of Megalopta genalis, 2352 nucleotides long. NCBI's taxonomy places the organism in Eukaryota, Metazoa, Arthropoda, Insecta, Hymenoptera, Halictidae. The record is from RefSeq and is a predicted model, not a curated record.